Phycodurus eques (leafy seadragon) is the source of this 8463-nucleotide messenger RNA. It is a transcript of the gene syt14a, whose product is annotated as synaptotagmin XIVa. The transcript is spliced from 15 exons. Lineage: Eukaryota; Metazoa; Chordata; Actinopteri; Syngnathiformes; Syngnathidae. Gene Ontology annotation, molecular function: L-serine ammonia-lyase activity; pyridoxal phosphate binding; threonine deaminase activity. Gene Ontology annotation, biological process: L-threonine catabolic process; L-serine catabolic process. Bases 902 to 3427 code for a protein of 841 amino acids. The record is from RefSeq and is a predicted model, not a curated record.
GUGAAGAAGAGGUUUAUCAGUGGAGUAAAACACUGAAAGAUUUUAUGUUAGUAAGUAUAAUUGAUUCCUCCCAUGGGGUUUUUGCAGGACUGGAAUGGUUGAAUAAAUUAUUUCUAAUAUCCCUCUGAAAUCAGAGAGAACAGUUAUGACCAAGCACAUUUAAUUUUGAAAUGCUAUGUCAGAUUUUAAUGCAUUUUUCUAUGUGAUGUCCUGAAAGAUUCUAGCAUCUGCCAUAACUAAGUAACUGUCGGGUUAAUAAGCUUCAGUGAACCUGACUUCAGCCGUUAAAAGGUACGUUGGAACCUAUGGGGAGAGAUAAAUCUCAAAAUUAUUUGCAUGUGCUUUUCAAACCCACCAAUAUAUCUGCGAUUGACAUGUGUUUUGUUUUUCUGUAGUUAUUUUUAUUUUUUUAUGUUGUGUGUGCUUUUAUCAUGACUUAUCAUUUGUAAAUAUUCAACUGUGCCUGUGAAUUGUUGAAGGUGUGUGUGCGGAUCAGCGGGGAUUUACCUCGGCUAAGCAAAAGUAGAGAAAUGGGAAAGUAUUUAUGAAUCAAGAAAUGUGGACAAGAGAGUAUAAAAUAUAAAAGAAAUAUUCAUGUACGGGUAAACAUUUCAAUUGGAAAUGGUAACUUGAAGGGCAAUUGAUUGAUGGAUGAUUAUGAAGUGCAAAAUAUGAGAGAGUAGCUAAUUACAGCGAGAUUUAAGCCAAUAUCUUUAUUUAAAACUAUGUAUAUAUUUGGUUUUAUCAAAGCGGACAGUUUUAAAAUGCAAGACAGUAGUAGCAGUAAACAUUACAGACCACAGGGUGGCGAUAGUGAGUUAUCCUUUUACAAACCGCCUUUAAGCACAAAGAAGAAGCCGAACCACAACAUUAUGACUAUUGAUGGUCAAGCUGUCACAACAUGGCUGAACAUUUCCACAUAAACACACCCUUACUGGAGAGUGCUGCAAUGUCCAAACGUGUGGGAACCACUGUGUAUCUGAAAAUGGAGAAUUCCCAGCCCUCUGGUUCUUUCAAGAUCCGCGGCAUUGGGUACUUAUGCCAACAGCUUAUGUCGGAUACAAAGGACAAAGGAUUUGUCUGCUCCUCAGGUGGUAAUGCUGGAAUGGCAGCUGCCUAUGCCACCCAAAAAAUGGGUAUGCCAGCCACCAUAGUAAUUCCCUCAUCAACACCUCACUUUGUUGUCCAGAGACUUGAGGAUCAAGGUGCUACUGUCAAGAUAGUGGGCAAGGUUUGGGAUGAUGCUAACGCUGAGGCUCUUAGACUAGUCGAAACAGAGGGACUUGCCUAUGUGUCCCCGUUUGAUCAUCCCCUUAUAUGGAAGGGAAAUUCUAGUCUGAUCACAGAAGCUGCAGCCACUCUCGGUCCAACUGUCAAGCCUGGAGCAGUGCUGAUAUCAGUGGGUGGAGGUGGGCUCCUCUGUGGGGUUGUCCAGGGCCUGAAGGACGUAGGCUGGAUGGAUGUUCCCGUCAUCGCCAUGGAAACAGUUGGUGCAGACUGUUUGAAUGCUUCAGUUAAGGCAGGAAGGAUAGUCACCUUGGAUGACAUCACCAGUGAAGCUAAAAGCCUUGGAGCAAAGACAGUUUGUGUGAAAGCAUUUGAGUACAGUCAGAGCAAUGAGGUCACAAUCAUUUCUGAAGUGGUGACUGACCAGCAGGCUCUUCAUGCUAUGGAGACAUUCCUGGAUGAGGAACAUGUACUUGUGGAAAUGGCAUGUGGAGCAACACUUGCAGCUGUCUACAGUGGAGUUGUGCACCGAUUACAGGCUGAAGGUGGCGAGCGUAGCUGUGGAGUACAUGAGUUGAUCUGCGUCAGAAAAGUUUCGCCGGAGGUGCUUGGAUUCCUGGCAGCCGUCGCACUCGUCAUUAUCCUCAUGACACUCCUCUUCUGGUACCUCAACAACAAGUUGCCACUAGAUAAUGCAGGGAGCCUUCAGUGCCUUGAUGACUUCAGGAAAAACACAGAAUUGCCAGAGAAGGUUUACACUGAUGGCGACCAGCAUGCCUCAUCAUCAGACAGCGAGGAUGAACUGAUGGGUCAGUAUCAAGAAGCAAUCAGCCGGGCCCAAGGUCUCAGAGGAGGAGCCAAGGUGUCUGCUAAUGUCAAACAUGCGGGACACUUCAGGUGGGAGAACCGACAGAAGUACAUCCCCCUGACGGCUGAUUAUGACGGCUACAGCAGUGACGCCUCAGCUGAUGUAGCCAACUGCAUUCAGAGGAUGAGGCGGACACCCCCCCUUGAUGAACUCCAACCUCCGCCAUAUCAGGAUGAAAAUGGAUCUCCACGGAUGUCUUGUACACUGUCAGACCUGGGUGACGCCAAAUGUGAUCUAUCACAGACCAGUGGUAGCCCCCACCUUUCCUUUCGCAAAUGCACCAGUGAGGGAAGUGAUGGCCAUGAGACAGAGAGUUAUUUAAACAAGGGCUAUGAGGAGGAUGUGCCCAGUGACAGUACUGCUGUUCUCAGCCCAGAGGAGAUGUCAGCCCGCAGUUCAGCAGCUCAGCUCCCUAAAGGCUACGAACCAGAUCAGGUUGCAAAAUAUGGGACUCUUGACGUAGCGUUUGACUAUGAUCCAGAGGAGCAGCAGCUGGCUGUGACCAUCAUGGCGGUAACAGACCUUCCCAUUCUAAAACAGACUGGCAACAUCUCCUGGCAAGUCCAUCUGGUGCUGCUACCCAUGAAGAAGCAGAGGGCUAAGACAGGAAUCCAAAGAGGUGCAUGCCCUCUUUUCAGAGAAACCUUUCACUUUUGCCAUAUGGAGUCUGAGAUGAUCAGCAACUACGCCAUCAGAUUUAGACUUUACAGUAUGCGGCGGAUGAAGAAGGAGAAGGUGCUUGGCGAAAAUGUGUUUUAUCUCACCAAGCUCAAUCUUCAGGGAAAAAUGUCUGUGCCGGUCAUUCUAGACCCAUGCUGCACAUACCCAGGUGCUGAUUCCCAAAUCAGUCUCUCAGAUAUGACGUGCAGUGAAAGCGCCUCAUCGUUCCCAUCUGUCAGUCAGACUUCCACACCAGAGAUUCUUGUGGGCCUGGUGUACAAUGCCACAACAGGACAUCUUUCUGUGGAGGUCAUCAAAGGAAUCCAUUUCAAGAACCUAGAAACCAAUAAGCCACCCAACACAUACGUGAAGCUGACCUUACUGAACUCCAUUGGCCACGAGAUGUCCAAGUGUAAAACAUCUAUCUGUCGAGGCCAACCCAACCCGACCUACAAAGAGACGUUUGUCUUCCAGGUUGCCCUUUUCCAGCUGUCGGAUGUAACACUCAUCCUCUCUGUCUACAAUAAGCGCAGUAUGAAACGCAAGGAGAUGAUUGGCUGGAUCUCACUUGGGCUCAACAGCUCUGGGGAGGAAGAGCUCUCCCACUGGACUCUGAUGAAAGAGUCCAGAGGACAGCAGGUUUGCCGCUGGCACAGUCUGUUAGAGUCCUAACUGCAUCACAAACGUACACAAGAAUAUGACCGUUAACUUUGCACACUGUUGUCAUCCGCAUUGAGUAAAAAAGAUGGUGAACUAGGCUGCUGGUGAUAAAUCUGAAGGAGCCACUACUCACUUUUUAAUUCCAGUCAAAUUAAUUAGAAACUAGAAAAAGAGAAAUAUAAUAUAUUGUUCUCAGAGAAAACACGUACAAAGCCUUUACAUCAUCUACGGAACUGCAGCGGAACCUCUAAGGUUGAACACAAUAUGCUCCAACAUGCUGCCCAACCUCUGAUUGGUUUCCCAAGCAGUUAUAUGUUACAUUUUAAGAUGUGCACCUCAUAUGGGCUUAAAUCAUAGUUAACCGCUGUUAAUAUUACAGUGUUAAAACAUUUUGUAAUCACCUUUAACUGGACAAGUGAUCCAGGUUACUGCUUGUGCUCGGAAGGUGGACGGCCACAGAAAAUGUACCUCACAUUCCAUUUUUCUGAUUUUAAAAUUACUGUUAACUUGUCACUUGCAACCAUGAGAGAGAUGUGUACUGCAACUAUUUCCAGUCCGGUGGCGAUCAUAACGUUUAGUCACAUCACUUACUUUUCUGCGGCAACAUCACAAACAAACCGGAAAAGCACGCACACAAGCCAAAGAAAAAAACAAAAGCACACCAAGGCCUGGUACACAAAGAUUUGUCAAAUCUUAAUUUUUUUUUUUUUUUAUCAUCGGUGAAAGACCUCACCCCAACUCAUAAAGACAAAAGUCUUUUAACAGUUUGGGUCGUAUCGUGUGUUUUUGUGCUCCGAUAAUCCCGACACAAGAAAGCACACACAUAAGGAUUAUGAUGUACAACGGAUGCCAUCGAAUAUCCUCGGUCAGUACCAAUAGCAAUCGAUCCCAGGAGUCAAACUCAAGGCCCGGGGGCCAGAUCUGGUCCGCCACAUCAUUUUAUGUGGCCGGCAAAAGCAAAUCAUGUGCAUCAACUUCCAUGAUCCUUGCUCAAAUCCGUACCGAAAUUUCAAUUGUCUAACAUAAAAAAUAAUUAGGUUGACAUAUUUUAAGUAUUUUUUGUAACCAAAACCCUCUUUGCAGUAACUUGAACAAUAGCUGAACAAACUACUAUUCUUGACAUCUGAUUUCAAAACUAGUUUUUCAUCAAUUUGUUGUCUGUAUUUAUUACUAUGAUCAGGCGAUGAAACAUUGAUAUGGUUUCAUAACGGCCCUCGGAGGGAAACCGACACUACAAUGUGGCCCGUGACAAAAAUUUGUUUGACACCCCUGGAAUAGAUCAUUAAGAGAAGGAGCAGCUUUAAAGAAACGUGGUUAGACCUUCGCCUGGCAUCUGCUAAGGUGACUCUGUCGAGGUGUGGGUUAACUAAAACUGGGCUGGAGUUUCAUAAGUGGCUGUUAGAAUCUUGGCAAAUCUUUCUCGACACCGACUUAAGGUUCAUUGUGUAACUCGCAAGGACAACGGGGAGCUUUAACCUUUUAAACGGAGAGGCGGUCAGGACUUUGGUCGUAGCAUGAGUACAAGGGAGCCUGGAUAAGCGAGAUCUUACAUCUGGUGAACCCACUUUUUUUUUUUACAAAAUUUGACAUUGGGUGUCAAAUGUCUGUUUGUUUGUUUUGUUUGUUUUAUGUUUAGUUUUUUUUUGCAGGGCCCAUUUUUGAGUGGUUACAUUCCAUUCCAUGUCACAAUUCACGGCGUCAUAACUCUGGGAGACGUCCUCUUUCACCACACACAUGAAGAGUUUUGGUCAUAAAUAUUGAACAUGUUCAAUAUUCGUCAACAUGCGACCGGAUUACACUUGUCGAUUCGUGUGCGGAUCCGUGUAUGUGGCGUCAUGCAGCGCCCAAAUCGACAAACGCGAAGGACAAUCAGAUAUGUUAAAUAUUGCAAUUAUGCCAUAGCUACCACAGUACUUUUAUGACAGUAAGUUUUCAUCCAUGAUUGACAUGAUGAGUUAAAAGAAGUGUUUAAAUGGCGAUUAAGUACAAAUACUCUUUUUUUUUGGGGGGGGGGGGGGGGUUUCCCUCACUGUUUUCCUCAACUAAUGUACUUUGAAUCCACUCUGGCAAAGAAGCCCAUUCUCAAUGAUGCCACCUCAAGGCCAACUCUGGUGCUAUGGCGGCUGCUUUGUAGAGAAGCCAAAUCAUAAACAAAAAAAAGUGUGUUUCAUUAUUACUGACAGAUUACAGCACUCCACUCUUAAACUACAGUGAGGAUUGAUAGUUUGCUGGGGGAGGGGGGGAAAGAAGGGAAAAAAACACCCUAUGGGUGGACAAAGGUGUAAUUUCUAGCGUGCCACUUUCUCACUUCAUGUACAGACAACCAGAAAGUGCACAAUAAUCUUUACAGCUCCUGUACUUGUGCGUAGUGCAGUGUUUACAAAGUGCGCGUGCGUGUGGUGUGAAAUGGACAGUAAAGUGAGAAAGGGCCAGUCGAGAGUUUGCAUAUUUUAGUUUUUGGUGUUUCUUUAUUUUAAAUCAUCAUUAUUCCGAAAAACAUAACCCACUUCUUGAUUGUUUGCUGUGUCUUAUUUAUAUUGGGGAAGAAAAUGUAUUACGAAAGUUAUUAACAAAGCCUUUAUUAACUCAUUCUGUUGUGCAGUGCUGUUGUAAUGUAUUUGAUGAUGUUUAUAUUUAAUUGACUUCUUGAUUUCUGUUUCAAGAAGAAUUUUCCUACAGCUUUUCCGAGGUUCACUCCCUCCACAGCCAGACAGGAGCUUGUCUUGUCAUCAAGGCUUCAUGAUGAUUUUCUUUACAAACAAAAAAGCACAGAUCAUUAUGACAAAACCGCACGUGUGAAAAAUGACUCAGCUCAAAAUGUAAUACUUAUUUGCAUCUAAAACAGACCCGAUCGCAGUUUUUGGCUGUAACUUAUGCAUGUCAUGAAUGAUCAUGUUUGCUAGUUGACAGUGUGGUUCGAUGUGCAAAAAUAUGGAUUUUUUUUUUUUUUUUUUCUUUAAACGUGGCUCAUUGAGGCACUGAUGUAUAAUGGAACUAAUGAUCCUGUGUCUUGUACAAUCAGUGGACUGCACAAUGCAAGGAAAAAAAAUGAUAUCCUGUAAUUCAAUAGGCAGAUGUCUCAAUAGUAAUGAUAGGCCACAUUCCCAUGUGCUAUGCUUUUGCUUAGGAGAUGUUCUGUUCUUCUUCAUGCUUCUCUUUUCUCAUCUUUCUGAUACUUCACCCUGUCCAAAGAUACAGAUUCCCUGUUCUUGAUGCUACCAGGAACUCGCAUUUCUGUAUUUACAUUCAUGAAGGUCUAUCUUGAUUAUAUACUGUGACAAUCUUGCGCCUACCUUCUCUAGAGUAUUCUGGAAUUGUGUUUUUUUUUUUUUUUUUUUUUUUUUAAAUCUCAUUAAGGAAAAUAUUUUGCCAUCCAGUACCAAAUUUGUUUUAUUUUUUUUUGCCACACCUUUUUGGAUGAAUGAAAGCCUCCUUCACAUGCAUUGAGCGCUCAUUUGAGUUAACAGAAAACUACCAAUACCUGAUAUCAGCUGUUCAACAAACUUAACUUGCCACAUUUAAAAAAAAAAAAAAAAAACUAAAUUUAAAAAAAGAAAAGAUCCAGCAAGGGACUGGUCCAUCGUGCUCACAUGGCCGCCUCAGUACACCUCGCUCGCCCACAAGCACGCCGACGGCCCUCUGGAAUUGACCUGGAGAAAGGGACUGGUGCGUCGUGCUGUCGUCUGGCCGCCUCAGAGUGCAACAUGGUCGGCAACGAGCCCGCAAUGUUACCAUGCAGAGCGUUAUUUAUUGCCAACCGUGUUGGCGGUUUGAUGAUUUUUUUUCGGGAAUGUACAAUCAUUUAAAAUUUUUCGAGAAGUGAUCAACUUACCUGACAACGCGAUCAGAAUGGUUAUGUUGGCGCCGGUGGUUGUAGCCGUCCGCAACAUCACCGCUAUAUCUUGACCCUUGAUUAGAAGUAGAGAGCUGUCCAAUUCCUUCUUUUUAACUUUGGUUGCUAACCGGAGUUAAAUAAUCCGGCAAAGAAACUUUCAUAGUCUUUCUUUGCAUGAGGGAAGGUGUGUUCUUGCCAGGCUCCAAGCACAAAAGUCCUUAACGACGUGUGCAAAUGAUUGGCAGACCUUUGAGGCACACCUCCUGCUUCUACAGUCUCUGAUUGGCUAUUCUUGUCCUGCCGUGCCCAGUUGUAAAAUAAUAAGUAGAAUUAAAUUAGAGGCAUUAGAUGGUGCCAGAGUUUUUUUUUUCUUUUUCUUUGUUUCUUUGUUUUUUUUAUUUUAUUUCACAAAAGAUCAUUUUAAUAUAAUAUAGAGUUGAAAGUGUUUUCUCCGGCACUCCAGUUUCCUCCCACAUCCCAAAAACAUGCGUGGUAGGUUAAUUGAAGUCUCUUAAUUGCCCCUAGGUGCGAAUGUGAGUGCGAAUGGUUGUUUGUUUAUGUGUGCCCUGCGAUUGGCUGGCAACCAGUUCAGGGUGUACCCCGCCUCCUGCCCGAUGAUAACUGGGAUAGGCUCCGGCACGCCCGCGGCCCUUGUGAGGAGAAGUGGCUCAGAAAAUGGAUGGAUGGAUGGAUGGAUAAAGUUGAAAGUCUACACUCAAAUUGUAUCUUACUUUCAAAUUCAUUGUGGUGGCGGAUAAAGGCAAAACCAUUAAAAAAAAAAAAAAAGCUCUUGAUGAGAAAACAUCCUGGGUAAAUAUAUAUAUUUUUUUGUAAAAAUCCAAAUUCCCUAAAAUGUAUUAAAGCUCAGUCGAAACGAUUAACAUAAAAUGUUUGACAUUUCAACCAUUGCGUCUGUAAAAAUGAAAUAAUACCUGGGUAAAUUGUCAUAUGACAAAAUCCAUUUCAAGUUUGCAAUUUAAUUUUUUAAUUUUUUUUAAAAACGUUGUUUGAUUUUAAAUGCUUUUCCACGUCAUCAAACCCGUGCUGCUGGAGGGCGUCGGUGCCUUAUUGUGUCUUACGCAGCAACUUGAGCUAUGGUGUCUUAAUGUACUCGUAUACUUGUACAGUAUCUGUAAAUGUACAGUACUUUGCCUGUACUUGAUGGGUGUGAUUUGCAGGAAAAAAAAAAGUGAGAAUUAUUUCUGAUAAAAGU